Nerophis lumbriciformis (worm pipefish) is the source of this 4274-nucleotide messenger RNA. Its product is annotated as V-type proton ATPase 116 kDa subunit a 1-like. Gene Ontology annotation, cellular component: plasma membrane; vacuolar proton-transporting V-type ATPase, V0 domain; vacuolar proton-transporting V-type ATPase complex. Lineage: Eukaryota; Metazoa; Chordata; Actinopteri; Syngnathiformes; Syngnathidae. The record is from RefSeq and is a predicted model, not a curated record. Gene Ontology annotation, molecular function: ATPase binding; proton-transporting ATPase activity, rotational mechanism. Gene Ontology annotation, biological process: proton transmembrane transport; vacuolar acidification.
CGUAUUUAACUUGACGGACCUUAACGGCCCGCAGCAUCCAGCAUCCUCGGCUCUUGACAGGCCACGGAGCUGAUUCCCAGCUCCUUCUAACCGAAUUACUAUAGUUGUGUUGGAGUGUGCUGGUGAUCAUGGGGGAACUAUUCAGGAGUGAGGAGAUGACCCUGGCUCAGCUGUUUCUCCAAUCUGAGGCGGCCUACUGCUGUGUCAGUGAACUGGGAGAACUUGGCAUGGUCCAAUUUAGGGAUCUGAAUCCAGAUGUGAACGUGUUCCAGCGCAAGUUUGUGAAUGAAGUGAGGAGAUGUGAGGAGAUGGACCGGAAACUAAGGUUUGUGGAGAAGGAGAUCAAGAAAGCCAACAUUCCAACUGUCGACACUGGGGAGAAUCCUGAGGUGCCUUUUCCAAGGGAUAUGAUCGAUCUGGAGGCAACCUUUGAGAAGUUGGAGAAUGAGCUGAAGGAGAUCAACACCAACCAGGAAGCCCUGAAAAAGAAUUUCUUGGAGUUAACAGAGCUUAAACACAUCCUCCACCGAACACAGCAGUUCUUUGACGAGAUGGAAGAUCCCAACUUGUUGGAAGAGUCUUCAGCUCUAAUGGAGGGCAACGAAGGGGGCCGAGGGGCUCCACUCAGAUUGGGGUUUGUUGCUGGAGUGAUCAGCAGGGAGAGGAUUCCAACCUUUGAGAGGAUGCUGUGGCGGGUGUGUCGAGGCAAUGUUUUCUUACGGAAGGCUGAGAUUGAGGACCCACUUGAGGACCCCGCUACAGGAGACCAGGUCCACAAGUCUGUCUUCAUCAUUUUCUUCCAAGGUGACCAGUUGAAGAACAGGGUGAAGAAGAUCUGUGAAGGUUUCCGUGCCUCUCUCUAUCCAUGUCCAGAGACCCCACAAGAGAGGAAAGAGAUGCUUGCAGGAGUCAACAGUCGUAUUGAUGAUCUCCAAAUGGUACUGAACCAGACUGAGGACCACCGUCAACGUGUAUUGCAGGCCGCCUCAAAGACCAUGCGAGUUUGGUUCAUCAAGGUCAGGAAGAUGAAAGCCAUCUACCACACGCUCAACCUGUGCAACAUAGACGUCACUCAGAAAUGUCUGAUUGCGGAGGUCUGGUGUCCUGUGUCAGACCUGGACUCCAUCCAGUUUGCUCUACGAAGAGGAACGGAACGCAGCGGUUCAACUGUGCCAUCUAUCCUCAACCGAAUGCAGACCAAACAGACCCCGCCCACUUUUAACAAGACCAACAAGUUCACAUCCGGCUUCCAGAACAUUGUGGACGCCUACGGCAUCGGGAACUACCGUGAAAUAAAUCCAGCUCCGUACACCAUCAUCACCUUCCCCUUCCUGUUUGCUGUCAUGUUUGGCGACAUGGGUCAUGGCCUUCUGAUGACCUGCGCUGCCCUCUAUUUGGUCAUUCGAGAAAGUCGCCUCCUUUCCCAAAAGAGUGACAACGAGAUGUUCAAUAUGGUGUUUGCUGGUCGCUACAUCAUCCUACUAAUGGGGAUCUUCUCAGUCUACACAGGCAUCAUUUAUAAUGAUUGUUUCUCCAAAUCACUUAACAUGUUUGGCUCUGGAUGGAGUGUGAGGUCCAUGUUUGGUCCCAAAGGAGCCAACUGGACGUUUGAGACACUUGACAAAAACGCAGUGCUACAGUUAGACCCAGCCGUCCCUGGUGUGUUCAAUGGGCCUUAUCCUCUGGGAAUUGACCCGAUCUGGAACAUUGCCUCCAACAAGCUGACCUUCCUCAAUUCGUUUAAGAUGAAGAUGUCUGUCAUCCUUGGUGUCAUCCAUAUGCUGUUUGGAGUCUCCCUCAGUCUUUUCAACCACCUGUACUUCAAGAAACCUCUGAACAUCUUCCUGGGCUUCAUCCCAGAAAUAGUCUUCAUGGCCAGCUUGUUUGGUUACCUCGUCCUGCUGGUCCUCUACAAGUGGACGGCUUACGAUGCAUUUACCUCAAAGGAUGCUCCUAGCCUCCUAAUCCACUUUAUCAACAUGUGCCUCUUCAACUACAGCGAUCCCACCACCAAGCCCCUCUACGCUGGACAGAUGGGGAUCCAAGUUUUGUUGGUGCUCAUUGCCCUUGCUUGUGUGCCCUGUAUGCUGGUUGUGAAAACUAUGGUACUUCGGCGUCAGCACUUGUGGAAAGUGCACCUGUCACAGAAGAGGGAAGAAACCACUGCAGAGAAUCUAGAGCAAUCUUUAGAGCGAACAGGCGUGUCCUCAUCAUGCACCGGACUCACCCAACAGGGUACGCAGAAAUUUGGAGGGGUGCGAGUGGGCAACGGGCCCACGGAGGAUGAGGCUGGCAUCAUGGACCACGACCAGCUCUCCCAGCACUCAGAGGAAGGAGAGGAGCAAGCAGAGGAAGAGCCGUUUGACUUUGGUGACGUGGCUGUCCAUCAGGCCAUCCACACCAUAGAGUACUGUUUGGGAUGUAUCUCCAACACAGCCUCUUAUCUGCGUCUAUGGGCCCUCAGUCUGGCUCAUGCACAGCUGUCAGAGGUGCUGUGGGCCAUGGUGAUGCGCAUCGGUUUGUCCUCCCGGAGUGGCGGUGGCUUCUUUGGCCUGUCAAUUAUAUUUGCGGCUUUCGCCACCCUCACAGUUGCCAUCCUGCUCAUCAUGGAAGGGCUGUCGGCCUUUUUACAUGCUUUGCGUCUUCACUGGGUCGAGUUCCAGAAUAAGUUCUAUAUCGGCCAGGGCUUCAAGUUUGUCCCCUUCUCAUUUGAGAGCAUCCUGGAUGGAAGAAUUGAUGAGUGAUCAUUAGCUGGCAGAGUCCCCAGUCUUCUCUCCUCUUGUGUAUGUAAUUGUGUAUGAACACGACUAGUGCAAACCUCUGUGUCCCUCUGGUGGCAAUCCAUAAAACUUUGACUCCCUGUGAUGUUGGUAUCUAUUGCUAGUAUCCUUGGCUAUUCUCAUACUGGAUACUGUGUGCUGUGAACACUGUUUCCACACCAUGUCUAGCAGAUUUGAAUUUAUUUAUAGUUUUAGUAAGGCUUGUGCAAUAUGGUGUAAUUUCCUGUGGUGAGUUUAGGUCCUCAAUGUGUUUGGUUGAGGAAAUGAGUGCCCCACGUUUGUGUACGACUGGAUGUUUUUGGUAAAAUGUACUCCCUUCAUGGAAAUAAUCUUUACAAUAACUGUUCUUUUUGCACGUGACCUGUGUAGAUGGCACGUUGCACACACAUGCAGUCAGCCUGUUUGUCAUUAGCAAGAAGAAAAUAAUCAGAUGGUGUAAGGGUAUGUAAUUGCAAUGUGAAAGAAUGAUGCCAGCUAGGUCAUGUACAAGUGCAAUAUCAUUAUAUAUACAGUAUAUACAUUACAUUUCAUGAAUAAAUAAAUAAUUACCAGGUUGAAAUUUACUUAAAUCAAGUAGAAAAAAAUACAAUUAUUGUGUGACUGCUGAAGAGCGUGUUUACCUUCUUUGUUUUUAGCUCACACACAUUUCAACCAAUUCCAAUCAUUCCAGCAUCAAAAUGUUCAGCUAAUUUUUUGCUAUUUUUCACAUUCCAUGAUUCCAAAUUUCCACUACCCAAGUUCUCAAUGAAAUCAGUGGAGAAUUGUUCUAAAUCCCAUAUUUCUUAACACACUAUUGCAACGUCAAAACGUUCACGCCAGUCAGGACUUUCUCGCUAACAAUUUUCUACAUUCCAAAAUCCUCAAUGUUCCUGUGAACAUUUUCCUCAAUACACUUUUCCUUUGAACAUUCAAGUUCUUACUAUUCCCACAUUUCUCAACCAAAUCAAAUAAUUUUAGACUCGAAACAUUCAACUAAUUCUGGACAUUGCAGCUGACAACUUUUCCGCCUUCACACGCCGUUUCUGCAGAAAUUGCAUAGUCUUGUUGAUAAACUUAUACAGCAGGGGGUUUUACUUGCAGAAUAAAACCAUAUCAGUACAGUACAAGUUACAUCAGUGUCAGAUAUGCAUUUUCCCCAUCAUCCUCAUUGUUAAGAUGUCUGUGGAAAUAUUGAAUAAUACAUUGUCCCAUGUGUGCAUGACAUAUAAUACAGUAAACUGUGUUUGAAGUAACUAAAACCACAUUGAUUAAUUAUGUUGCUCAGGAGUAUUCUAUUUAAAGUGAGUCAAGAAAGCAACAACAUGCUUGAUUGUAAUUUUUUGUCGACAAUUUGUGACUAUUAGGUGUCAUGCUGCAUUUACCAUAAACUGCAGUUGCAUUCUUUGAUUGCAGGACAAUGAAUACAUUAUCACAAAUGUUAUUGUGAUGUUGGUCUAUUAGUGAUGUGGAAGGUCAAUUUGUUUGUGAUCAAUAAUAAAGCUGAGGUUUGGGGAA